GCAGGCAGAGCCGCCGGCCGGCGAGAGGGCGAGAGCGCGACACCGGCCGGCGCAGUCGCCCGGCGUCCGUGAGGUUUGGAGCUGCCGUGGCGUGGUGCUGCGCUGCGGACCCGCAGCUGCUGUCCGGAGAGCGACAGAGGAGCUCCAGCAGCCGGACAGCGCCGAACAGGUGCGCAGCCACUAGACCGAGCGACACCGAGCGGGAGUCACGCCCGUAUCGCUAGAGCACAUCGUUAGGGACGGCCUGCCGUGAGGAGCGUCCGCUGACAGUGCUGUGAGAGCCUGCCGCGUGAGGACGGUGCCCGACGGGAGGAGCCCGUGAGGACUGUGGUUAACAGGCACAGCUUGCGAGAACCGACAGAACAAGGUCGUGAGGACGGUGACCGGCGCUAGGGGCGUCCCCCGGCUCAGUGAGGAGUGCUGUGUGUUCGGUGCGGCGCGCGCGUGCAUGAUGUGUCCGGUGUGCGGCGCGGCGGGCGGCGCACGCCGAUGACGUGCCGGCUGAGUCGCGUCGGCCGUCCCCGCAGCCCCCGGCUCGCCGCCGGUCAUGUUCUCCUACUACAGCUACGAGCGCCACUGGGCCGACAGCCUGCUGCUGGCGCUCUGUCUGCCCGUGCUGGUGCUCUGGACCGGCUACUGGGGCGUCCACCUCAUCGGUCUCGUCUAUGCACGGUACAAGUUUCAUCGGAAGGACCACUUGUCGCCACGGGAGGAGCCCUGGCCAGGGGUUACCAUCCUGAAGCCGCUUAUCGGUGGCGACUCGCUGCUCGCCACAAACCUAGAGUCUUUCUUCACCAUGAACUACCCUUUGUAUGAAAUCAUGUUCUGCAUACAAAACGCCAACGACCCUGUUAUACCACUAGUCAACGAGUUAGUCGCCAAAUAUCCCACCAUAGAUACGAAGGUCUUCAUAGGGGGUAAGAAAGUGGGCACCAACCCAAAAAUCAACAACCUUCAGCCCGGGUACGAGGCAGCCAAAUACGAUCUCAUCGUAGUUUCUGACAGCUGUAUCCGCAUGAAAGAAGACACGCUGAUGGACAUGGUGCACAACAUGACGGCCCGUGUCGGACUGGUGCAUCAGAUGCCGUUCACCUGUGACCGGCCCGGCUUCGUCUCCGUGCUGGAAAAGGUGUAUUUCGGCACGGCGCACGCACGGAUCUACAUGUGCGCCUCUCUGCUGGGCAUCAACUGCGCCACGGGCAUGUCGGCGCUGAUGCGGAAGGGCCCGCUGGACGAGGCCGGCGGGCUGCGCGCGUUCGGAUGCUACCUGGCCGAGGACUACUUCUUCGCGCAGACGUUCCUGAACCGCGGCUACCAGCUGGCCGUGGCCAGCACACCGGCCUGCCAGAGCGCCGACACCGGGGAUGUGAUCGGCUUCCAGAAACGGCUCAUUAGGUGGGCCAAACUGCGGAUCGCCAUGGUUCCGUUCACGAUCCUCAUGGAGCCAGUGACCGAGUGCCUGCUGCUCGGAGCGCUGGGCGCCCUGGCCGCCCGCUGCCUGCUCCAGGUGGAUCUGAUUGUCUUCUACCUGCUGCACGUGCUCUUCUGGUUCUUACUCGACUGGCUGAUGCUCAGCGUGGUCCAGAACACCUCGCUGCCGUUCAAUAAGUUCGAGUUUGUGGUGGCCUGGCUGCUGCGCGAGGCGUACGCACCUAUCCUGUUUCUGCGCGCUAUCUGGGACCCGGUGAUCCGGUGGCGUCACGGUGUGUUCAAGCUGCGCUGGGGCGGCGUGGCCGAGGAGGUGCCGGCGCCAGUGCCGCCUGCCGACGACGCCGUCAAAGUCAAGUUAUAACGCCGGAGCACAGGUGGCGCUGGUGUGGCGCCCUUACUCAGCCUGCCGCGGCGCUGCGCGCUGCCGCAUGCUCACGUGAUACGGUGUGUCUAGUCAGUUGUGGUCGAACUCGCGGUGUGUGCCGGCCGGCCCGGCGCGCCCGGGACUGGUGGGGAGCGCUCCCCGCGGGCGGCCGGGCCGGGCGCUGGCCGUACCUCCCAGGCCGCCGGCCGGCUCAUCAGUAUUACCAGCCAGCGCCGGCUGGGCCUCGGACUUCCACGGCCGCCGCGCCGCGCCGCUCGGUACCGGCGGGACGGACGGAGUACCGCCGGGACGGCCGGCCGAGCGCCGACCGGCCGCCCGCGUGAUUCGUGACUCGGUGUGUGCAGCACGUGACGUGCGUCACGGCACAGUGCAGUAGUGAGAGCCGACAAUCCGUGCGGGCGGCGCCGCUCGCUCGCCGCCGCCGCUGCCAUCGUUCGAGGCAUUCCGUUGUCGCUGCCGCCGCUGCCCGGGGCGCUGGGCUCCAGUCAUUCAUUCCUCAGUGGUUGGCGCUCUCCAGACAGCCGGUCAGUCCCGCCAGAGUCUGUCCCUUCCAGCCAGUCCCCCCCCCCCCCCAAUGACAGCCAGUCAUCCCCCCCCCCCGGAGCGACAGUCGUCCCCCUCCGCUGAAUGACCAACCCGGCUCUCAUGGUUCACCGCGACUGGACUCCGACUGCCGCCCGCGGACUGGCGACCGGCUGUCUCCCCCUCCCAGUGAUGUUUCUGAGGGCCCACACCGGCCUCAGUGGGCUGCCGGGCCCGCGCGUGCAUUGUUUUACUACUGUGAAUACAGUGUCUUCAAAAGA
This is a messenger RNA of Amphibalanus amphitrite, 2619 nucleotides long. RefSeq names its product ceramide glucosyltransferase-B-like. Lineage: Eukaryota; Metazoa; Arthropoda; Thecostraca; Balanomorpha; Balanidae. Gene Ontology annotation, cellular component: membrane. The record is from RefSeq and is a predicted model, not a curated record. Gene Ontology annotation, molecular function: ceramide glucosyltransferase activity. Bases 548 to 1792 code for a protein of 414 amino acids. The transcript is spliced from 9 exons. Gene Ontology annotation, biological process: glucosylceramide biosynthetic process.